AAUAAGGUUAAUGAGACCACAAUCUCCAAAGAUCCUGCAAACUCAAACUAUCGCCACAACUCGCCUAAUUAGUUCUCCUCCCAGAGAUACACGCUAAGAUUCAUGUAGUAGACUGGCCAAAAUCACCACCUGCUAGACUAGACCAAAGGCUACUAUUACUACUUUAUCAUAAAAACCUGUCGUUGAAACCAGAACUGUCGUUCUCUGUUCAGAUAAGAAGUGUUUAGGACAUGUAAAUUAAAUUAAAACUAAAUCAGGAAAAUCUCAUAGAACAAUUAACCUAAGAUAAUAAUAAAUUAAAUUAACGUAUAUAUGAGUUAGAACACUAAAUUGAUAAGUAUGACGGUGAAUAACAAACUUGGAUGAGUACAGCUAUUGAAAUAGAGAGUAUGAGAAAGUUGCUAGAAGAAACUCAGAGGAAUCAUCAAGAUGAAGUUCAACAUCUAAAUUCUGAAAUUCAAAAUCAAGAAGAUAAAAUUAAAACUCUUACCUCAACUUAGCGAAAUCUAGAAGCUGAUUAUAAAAUCCUGUAAUAGGAGAUAGAAAGAUAAUAAUUCAUAAUUCAAGAUAGAGAUGAGUAAUUAUACUAGUAAGAAUACAGAAUAAAGGAUUAUGAGAAGUAGUUGUAAGUUGGAGAAAAUGUAAUUGAAGAGAGGAAUUCUCAGAUUUCAAUCUUACUCGAUUAGAUUAAAUAAUAUGAAUCACAAUUUGCUACAUCAAAUAAUGUUAUUGACUAAUUGAAAUUAGAACUAGCAUAGAAGGAUAUAUAAAAUCAACUAUUAUUACAAUAAAAAGAUUCCUUAAUUUCUAAUUAUAGAGAGAAUCUUGAUCUUUUAGAAUACAAAGUAUAAUAGGAUUAACAAUUAGAUGCUCAGAGAAUUUAAAAAUUAGCAGAAUUCGAAAGUUAAAAUUAGGAUUUAAAUAACAAAGUUGAAGAUUUACAAUUGCAAUUAUAGGCUCUAUAAGAAAAGAAUAAUUAUUUAAAUGGAUAAGUAAUUUUCAAUGAUCAAGCAAACUCUAAUCUCUUAAAUACUGCAGAGAAUCAGACGAAACAUUUAGAAUUCUAAUUACAAAGUUAAGCUGAUGAAUAAAUGAAUAAAGAACACUUCCAAAAUUUAUAAUAAUAAUUAUAUAACACCAAAUAGCAAGUUGAAGAAAAGGAUAAUUUAAUACUGAAUUUAAAUGAUUAAGUAGUUAAUCUCACUACUCAAAUUAGGGAUAAAGAGGAUAAACUAGAGUUACUUCAUUAUGAAAAGGCUUAAUAAUUAGCCUAAAUAGCUUAAAAUAAUAAUUAAGAAUUAUAUAAUUACUUGAUUAUUAAUGAAGAGUUAAAACAUAAAUUGUAGUUAAAGUCUUUAUAUGAAUUAGAAAGUCAAAAGUUAUAAAAUCAGGUGCAGUUAUUAUAAGAAUAGAUUUCAGACAUUUCAAGAGAAAAAGAAGUUUUUGAAAACAGUUAAUUUUAGCUAAUAUAAGAAAUUAAUUAAUUAUAGGAAUGUCUUUAAUCAACCAAAAGAACAGAAGAAAAGAUUGUAAAUGAUAAUUAAGAACUGCAAGAAUAAUUAGUGCUUCAAAGUUUGGAAGUGUAAAGGCUUUAAAGUGAAAAUAGAGAUUUAAAGGAUAAACUAUCAUAAAAAUCUGAUGAAAUCUAAAUGUUGAAUUAAUAAAAAACAUAAAUACUUGAAAAUAACUAACUAUUACAAGAAGUAGAGGACAGAUAAAUUGAAUAAUUUGAAAUCAAAAUAUAAGAAUUAAUCACUCAAUGUGAUACACUCUAAUCGGACUUAAAAUAAUAAGCAGAGCUAAAUGAUGAAUUGAAGAAGUAAAACUAGUUUUCAUAAGUUUAAAUAUCUCACUUAAUAGAAGUAGAAUCAUAAUUGAGAUAACUCAAUGAAUAGACUAAUCAAUAAUAAAAAAACCUUUAAUAAGAGUUAGAUAAUAAAAAUGAGGAGGAAAAUACACUUAAAUUUAAACUUGAAACCUUAUUAGAAGAUAUCAAAGAAAAACAAAUGUAAUUAGUAGAAUUAGAUAGACAAUUAUAACUUACAGAAUAGGCUAAUUAAAGUCAAUAAUUAAGUUUAGAGGAGAAGAUUAAUUAUCUUUAAAAUGAAGUGGAAAUGUGGAAAGAGAAGUUCAUUAUAUUAAAUAGAGAUUAUCAUAAAGUUUAGGAGGAUUUAAUGAUGGUUUAAGCGGAAUUUGAAGCAUUCAACAAGAGAGGAUUAGAGAUUAAGAAUAUCAAGGUAAUAUUAUUAACUUUAUAUAGGAAUCUACUUACUUUGAAGUCAGAAAAUCAUCAUUGUAUAAGGAGAAUAUUGAUGUUAAAGCGAGUUAAACUUCAAUAGGCAGACUUUUCAAAGAAAACAUUUGAAUCGAUAAUAUAU
Molecule: messenger RNA, 2378 nt
Organism: Paramecium octaurelia
Lineage: Eukaryota; Ciliophora; Oligohymenophorea; Peniculida; Parameciidae
Source: the annotation of a GenBank genome assembly